AUGACGAGAAAUACGACUAGUGUCUCAAACCCUAACAACUCGAAUACUGACGGUUUCGAAGAGUUCACUAUAGAUUCUUCUCACCCCUUCUACGUUCACCCAUCUGAUAGUCUUGGUAGUCAACUUGUCACCAUGCCUUUUAAUGGUAUUGGUUUUGUACACUGGCGCAGUAGCAUGGUAACCUCACUUUCAGCUAAAAACAAAUUAGGGAUAGUGACUGGAAAAAUAAAGAAACCUAAAGUUGAUUCACCUUUAUAUUCAUUUUGGGAAAGGUGUAAUGAUAUGGUAAAAGCAUGGAUUACAAAUUCUUUGACUAGAGAGAUUACUUCAAACGGGUCAAAAUACAUUUAUAUUCAAAGAGAAGUCAGUUCCACUACACAAGGAACCUCUGAUAUUGCCUCAUACUUCACCAAGCUGAGGAGACUUUGGGAUGAGCUUUCAUCUGCUUAUGUUGGGCCUACAUGCACUUGUGGUGCCCUUCCUAAGUUCAUAGAGGACCAACAUCUCCUACAAUUCCUCAGUGGUCUAAAUGACAACUAUUCCACUGUCAAAAGUACCAUUUUGAUGUUGUCCCCUUUACCAUCCAUGAGUAAAGCAUAUUCUUUGCUUCAACAAGAUGAAAGUCAAAAGGAGACCAGACCUUGUUCAUCCAGUUUCUCUGGUGAAUCUUCUUCAUUCUCUGCCUCUGCUAGCCAAAAUUCUGGUAGAACUUAUAAUCAGAGAGUGCAAUUUGAUCCAAAAUAUCCAAAUAAUACCAAUCAAAGAAUGCAGUUUGACCCUAAACAUCACAAAAAUUCUUCCUUAUUCAGCAAAUACUGUAAAAGCUCUGGUCAUGUUGUUGAGAAAUGCCAUAGGCUCCAUGGCUACCCCCCUGAUUUCAAGUUCACCAAGAACAAUAAAUUAGCUUCUUGUGUUCAAACUGAGGCCAACAUAUCUGAAUUCUUGAACAACACUGGGAAAGCCUCUGGUUCACCUGGUUAUAGUAAGGAGCAGGUUCAGCAUCUCAUAGCACAUUUCUAA
Lycium barbarum (goji berry) is the source of this 1020-nucleotide messenger RNA. RefSeq lists its product as uncharacterized. The record is from RefSeq and is a predicted model, not a curated record. The transcript is spliced from 2 exons. Lineage: Eukaryota; Viridiplantae; Streptophyta; Magnoliopsida; Solanales; Solanaceae. The coding region runs from base 1 to 1020 and encodes 339 amino acids.